Molecule: messenger RNA, 1104 nt
Organism: Meloidogyne enterolobii
Lineage: Eukaryota; Metazoa; Nematoda; Chromadorea; Rhabditida; Meloidogynidae
Source: the annotation of a GenBank genome assembly
AUGGAUUUGGUUGAAAGAGUGACAACUUCAAUAUGGCCAGGUACAACACUUUCUUUACUUAAAUUUCCCUUAAUGAAUCCAACACCUCAAAGAAUGGAAAUGAGAAGAAAAAGAUUAAUUAGUUUAAAUUCUUGGAGAAGUAAAGAAGAAUUCGUUCGUAAAUCUUUUUAUGAAAAAACUAGUGAUACGAAAUAUGCUGUUUUGCAAGGAAUUGUUGAAAAUACGUUCAAGGAAAAAGAAGACGAUUUACAACCAAUUUCAACCUCAAAAAUUAUAAAACAAUUUAAUAAUGAAUUAGAUGCAAAUGAGGUAGAAGAAUUGAUUAAUGAAUCCGAAAAAGUGCCUAAUAUGACUUUGAAUGAUAGAGUUUUUAUGAAAGGAUUUUGGUGUUUCGAUACUCCUGGAACUGUGAAUAAACAACAGAUAUUAGAUUUAUUUACUUUGAAAGAAUUAAUUAAUAUAAUUCCUCGUUCAAUAAUUUUGCCACGUAUAUUUAUUCUUUAUCCAAAUGAAAGUUUACUUUUGGGUGGAGUUGGAAGAAUUGAUUUAUUGAGUGAUGACUCAACUGCUAAAAAUAUGCCUAUUUUUUUGACAGUUUUUGCUAGUGAAAAUUUAAAAGUUAAUGUAAUGAGAACAAAUUAUGUUGACACUUUUCUUGAAAGAAAUAGAGGAAAUCCAUCACUUGGUGCGCCUAUCGGAAAUGCUGAAAGAUUAAAUAAAUUCCCAAAGUUGGAAUAUAAAGAUUUUUUAAUUGAAAAUGUUUUUUAUUUGGAAGACGAUGAACGUGGAAUUGCUGAUAUAGUUUUGUCUUCACUUGGUUGGGUACUUGUGACAACUAAAAUGAGCAGUGUUAAUAUACGUGCUUGGACACCUUCCGGCCGUGGUUUAAUAACUCGACAACCUCCAAUCUUGCCCUAUGCUGCUGCUUAUCGUGGAAGAAAAAUUUUUGGAACUUCAACUUUUCAAACUAAAAAAUUGGCAGAAAUUGAAACAUUCUCCCACACCCAACGAAGUGUUAAACCUGGAAAAAUUGUUGGGAAAAAUUAUGAAAUUGAUUCUUCUUAUAAUGAACCAUAUCGUUUUGUUAAUUUUGAUAUAGUUUAA